Phyllostomus discolor (pale spear-nosed bat) is the source of this 9437-nucleotide messenger RNA. RefSeq names its product ETS transcription factor ELK4 (gene ELK4). The record is from RefSeq and is a predicted model, not a curated record. Gene Ontology annotation, cellular component: nucleus. The transcript is spliced from 5 exons. Lineage: Eukaryota; Metazoa; Chordata; Mammalia; Chiroptera; Phyllostomidae. Bases 302 to 1591 code for a protein of 429 amino acids. Gene Ontology annotation, biological process: cell differentiation; regulation of transcription by RNA polymerase II. Gene Ontology annotation, molecular function: DNA-binding transcription factor activity, RNA polymerase II-specific; sequence-specific DNA binding.
CCUGGAACGCUCGAGCGCGCGCCCGCGGGUAGCGGCCAGACAGCCUCGUGCGGGGGCGGCAGGGCGGGGCGCGAGGGGCCGCGGCCGGGGCGGUGGCGGUGGCCGCGGGAGAUGCGGGCGGCUGCGGGCACCCAGCGGGCUGGGCUCGGCCGCCGCCGCCUUCUUCGCCUCCGCAGCGGUUGUCACCGUGGCUGCCGCGCCGUCCCGGAGGUGCCGGCGUGAGGAGGCGGUGGGCGGACAGCAGCAUCGAGUUCGCGGCGGAGACCCAGAGGGAGCCCCGCGCGCGGCCUCGCUCAUUGCUAUGGACAGCGCUAUCACCCUGUGGCAGUUCCUCCUGCAGCUCCUCCAGGAGCCUCAGAACAAGCACAUGAUCUGCUGGACCUCCGACAAUGGGGAGUUCAAGCUUUUGCAAGCGGAAGAGGUGGCCCGGCUCUGGGGAAUACGGAAGAACAAGCCCAAUAUGAACUACGACAAACUCAGCCGAGCCCUCAGAUACUAUUAUGUGAAGAAUAUCAUUAAAAAAGUGAAUGGCCAGAAGUUUGUGUACAAGUUCGUCUCUUACCCGGAGAUUCUGAGCAUGGACCCCAUGAAGGUGGGCAGGGUUGAGGGGGACUGUGACGCCUUCAGCUUCGGCGAGGUCAGCAGCGGCCCCAGAGACGCGGAGACCGGAGGGAGAGAGAAGCCGCCGCAGCCAGGGGCCAAGGCCUCCAGCCGCAACGACUACAUUCACUCCGGCUUAUACUCUUCGUUUACCCUCAACUCCCUGAACGCCUCCAAGAGGAAGCCUCUCAAGUCCAUAAAGAUCGAGAAUCCAGCUGAGAAACUGGCAGAGAGAAAAUCUCAGGAGUCAACACCAUCUGUCAUUAAAUUUGUAACAACACCUUCCAAAAAGCCCCUGGUUGAACCUGUUGUCGCCACCAUCUCAACCAGCUCAAGUAUCUCUCCAUCUCCGGAAGAAACCAUCCAAGUGUUGGAGACCUUGGCUUCCCCCAAACUGCCUGCCUUGGAAGCACCAACCUCUGCCUCCAGCGCAGCCCCCGCUUUUUCCGCCCCGCAUGUUUCCUCCGUGUCCCCUUCCUUUCAGCCUCCUAGAACGCCUUCCCCACCGCUGGGUUCCAACCCAGACGUCGACACAGACAUCGAUUCUGUGGCUUCUCAGCCCAUGGAACUGCCGGAGAACUUGUCUCUGGAGCCUAGAGACCAGGACUCAGCGUUGCCAGAAAAGGACAAGACACACAAUUCGUCCAGAUCCAAGAAGCCCAAAGGGCUGGAGCUGGCCCCCAUCCUCGUGAUCACGGGCAGCGACCCGAGCCCCCUGGGGAUACUGAGCCCAUCUCUCCCCACAGCUUCCCUCACGCCAGCACUUUUCUCACAGACGCCCAUCCUGCUGACUCCGAGCCCCUUGCUCUCCAGCAUCCACUUCUGGAGCACCCUCAGCCCCGUUGCUCCCCUCAGUCCAGCCCGGCUGCAAGGUGCUAACACGCUUUUCCAGUUUCCUUCUGUUCUGAACAGUCAUGGGCCUUUCACUCUGUCUGGCCUGGACGGACCUUCCACCCCUGGCCCGUUCUCCCCAGAUCCUCAGAAAACAUAACCUGUGCACUUGCAGAAUGAGCGAACCAAGGACUAAAGCAACAGACACGUGGCGUGGUUGCACUUGGAGUGAGCGUCAGUAGUUCCGAGGUGCUGAUGACAGACUCGUGUGACCUUUGCCACUCCUGUUGAAAUGCCUUUUUAGGAUCCCUUCCAAUGAGACUCACGUCGGACUAUGUUUAAAAAAUGCCUUAAUUGGAGUCCAAACUCCACCUCCCUCCUCUUCUCUCUCUUCUUUUCCUAAAAAAUAUUUUGAGCUUUGUAUUAAAGACAUUUUUGGUGGGGUUUAGCAGCUAGCUAUGCUUUGCGAGAGCAAUUAAGAACAAAGUUAUUCCUUCUGCCUUACUGGGACCCUUUGGCCCGAAAAAAAUAUAUACUUUGAGUAUAUUAUUUAAAGAAAUACUGGUUAAAUGAAAUUGGCCGUAUCUCUAAGACUGCACCAUUGAAUGACUACAAGUGAGCUAUGCAUAAGGAAUAGGGGAGGAAGAACCGUUUCUGCUCACACGAAGGAAGACUGGAGCAGUACUUUGGGGUGAUGCCGCUUUGCUAUGCGCUCUAACGUAGUAAAGCGGCUCCGCAGGAAGGCACCUUACUCACGUUUAUUCAGGGUGGUCUCUCAGCCACACGGGUGGCCUUGUCUCAGCCUGCCAGCAGAGCGUGGAGGUGGUCUGUUCAGCACAGGGGGAUUCUUAAAUCCGGGGUUCAGGAGUGUUUGGAACAACCAGUGAGAACGGGGGCCCGUGUCCAGCACAGGAAUGCUGGCCGCUCUCCACGUGUUGCGGUUGCACGCCCCUGGAGCGUGGCAUGGCAGACAAUGGCUUCUAGGAGAGUGUGCCCAGGUUUUGAAGUUCCGUGGCAUCUCAAGAGUAACAGAUUCAGUCAGAUAACUGGAAACUACACGGAGGGCUUUCCCCAGGUAGAGGAUACCUGGCACGCAGGACCCUUUCUCUUUUCUGUUCAUGUCUCCUCAUUUUCUGCUGGGUAGUUUCUGCUUCCCAGUUUACGGUUGUGAGAGGUCGUGAUAGUUUUAAAGAUGUAACUAGGAAGAUGAAAAGCGCAGUGAGGUUUCCAAAUCUGUAGUGAGGUAAAGAUCUGCUCGCUUCUCUGAAACUUUCUUUUUAAAUUAGGGAGGAGCAGAGUUCACUUGGAAACCCUCAUACACAGGGAUUAGAUCACUCAUAGUAGUAGAGAAAAAUUUAGGCUUUUGUCUCUCCCAUUACACAAUUUAUAAAAUAUUACCUUAUGGCAACUAAUGCCAGGUGCGGACAGCUUUGUCAGUCCCACCAAACUGAACUAAUACCAGCUGACAGUGGAAUCUUUUUAAAGUCCGGGAUUAGAUAUCAUAUGUGGGCCCCCCGCCCCCCCACUGUCCAUUAAACUGGUCUCACAACCCUGGAGAUAGUUCAUGUAAUUCAGUCGCAUGAACUAAAUGAAGGAGGGAGUAAUGACCAGGGCUCAAGUGACACUGAAACAAACCAGCAUCUUCCAGACUCGUGAUACUGUAGAUGAGUUCAGGGGCCGGGCGGAGAAGCUCCAGCGCAGGACUCCCCUGCCAGGCGGCAGGGCAGUGCUCAGGGAGCUGCCUUUGACUCGGGAGUCUCGGAGACCCGCGCUGCUUCGUCUGUGGUUCUGGGGUGACAGGUCUGCUUUGGAGACGUGCAGUAGCCGUGUGGAAAGGUGGUCGUGUUCAGCGGUGACGUGGGACAGACUGCCUGGACUUCUCCCCGGGUCGAAUCUCUUAGCUUGCGUGCCUGUGUGAAGUUAGACCUCUCAGCAGCACUUUGGAAUAGUUUUACUAAUAUUAGGUUGAUUAACAUUUUGUACAUUAAAUAAGUAAGUAUUGAUUGAUUGACUUAACUAGAUAUUUAACAUUUUGAAAGCACAAAAACUAUUUUUAUCUUUUGGUAUUAAAGGAGAAAAGCCAUUGGUCUGUUUUCGCAGACGCUGUCUGUAAUCUCUAACUGCCUCAGCACAGGGAUGCCUGGGAAGGGAGGACACCGCUGACACCGAGUCACAGCGGUUUCCCGGGAACCAGUUUCCGUGACUCCUCUGUCUGUAAGUCUGUCGCGGGAGCCUCUGGGAGGCGUGGGCCGCAGGAGGCUGAUGAUGACCUGCUUUCUCUUUGGAAUCAGCUAGUCUGGGGAAGCAUUUGUGUGUGUGCGUGUGUGUGUGUCUUUUUUAAAUGGAAGUUUACAACCUUGAGCUCAACUGUAUGAGGCAGGCCAUUCUAUGUGCAAGCUACCUCCUUCCUGCAACAGUAUCAGUUUUGUAUAUUUUGAACAUCCACAGAGUUCUUAGAACCCAGAGGUGACAUACCACUGACCAUCAGUAUUCCCUGGAGAGACAUACUUGGUAGCUGUAGCUGGUGGCCAUCACUGGUCACCUUGCCAGGAUGAAUGCUGGUGGGCAAAAGUGGCCUAAGGUAACACAGGGGAACAGGUGGAGUGAGUUUUCCAGACAGCUGCUGUGAUUUUCUCAGCUUUCCGUCUGCUCUGGUCCAGAUCUGCUCAGUUGUGCGCUGGGGAGUGUUUGACUGCCAGGCUCUCGGGAGGGAAAGGGGGCCCUUACAUUGUAGCAUUUGCUGAUUUCCGAGGUGCGAAUUACCCCCCAUAUGGCCGAAGCCACCACCUUGGCAUUGCGAAGGGAUGAGUACAGCCGUGUCCUCAGCCAGCAGCCCACUGCACUUACUCCACCCAGGGGUGGGUUUUCACAUAACUUCUAAAGCAUUUUUUGUUCUUGUGCUGACAUACAGAGUUAAAAUCCCACGUCUGACCUCAGUGAUCUCUUUUCCAUGGUCUGUUACGGUGCUUUUGUGGUGUCAGACUCUUCGUGGCGUGUUUCGUGUGUUCAAACAGAUGGAAAUAGCCGCUAAUUUUUAAAAAUUUAUAUGUAAUGGAAGAAUCCAGAAGCCCUCAAAAAGUCAAUCUUACACUUCUUAGAGUUGAAAUAUAGGCUUAAUUUUUCUACAUUUUAUGGUUAGAAAAUAGGUGUGACUUUUUUGUCUUCAAGUUUUGAUGGCCCAUGAGCCUAUGAAAUAAAAGGGUACUGGAUUUUUUUUUUUUUUAACUGAAAGAAUUCCUUGAAGAUUUACAUACUGUUUAAAGAUCCAAAAGGCAGGGCUGACUGUUGUUGCGUCUGUUUACCUGGCACAAUCUCUGGUUUUCUGCACGCUGUGAGUCACUUAGGCUGAGCAGGGAGAGUAAGUCAGAGGCUUGGUUCUGGAGCUGUGGCCACAGGCUGCUGGUAUCCCUGCCCCGCACCCCCCGGCUCUGGCCCUGCGUAAUGCCCAGUCUAAUGGCGUUUCACCCUGAUCUCAGAGUGUGUGUUACGAUUCUAGUUGUAGAAGGCAGUUUCGUGUGUUUCCAGUGAAUUUAAGCACAUCAGAGACUCUCACUGGCACUUCAGAAAAGCAGUCUCCACCCUUUUUGCACACACACCUUGAUCAGUAAGAGCUUUUGAACACAGAUUCACUAUUGCAAAUUCAUGUGUAUGUAUGUUACGUCAGAUACUGCUCUUCUAAAGUAAUGUGUACAUUAUGGGACAUGCACAAAAACAGAGAUAGGAUGGGUUGAAAAGUAAGUCUCGAGUAGAAGUUCUGGUACUUCUCCCUGCACCCAGCAGACUGGCUGGCAACACGCGCUGUCACGACACUGACUCAGAAUGUUGCUCCUCAGUCUGACCUGCGAGAAAAGACUUGGAUGCUUUUGUUGUGAGGUAUGGAGAAGUCCUUCUGUAUUUGAUCUGAUUGUCAUGUAAAAUUCUAGUAGAGAUAUGGGAUUUUUCAGGAGAAAAUUCAUGCUAAUUCUUUUUCUUCAGUCACCAAGUAACCCAUCGCCACAUACUCUCCGGGGCCCCGCGCACCGCUUUGGGCGGCCUCUUGUGUCCCUUCUCUUCAUGUCGGGUCUGACUCUGCUGCACUUGUACUUCACUAGCCUGCUUGCAGACUUCUUUUGGUCUUAUUAGUGUUACAUUUUACCAGUAAAUUCAGAAUUACUUCAAAUUGCUUUACGUUAAAAUACAUAAUAACCUCCAUUUUACUGCUGCAUUAGUAAGGGUUUUUUGUAACAUAUCAGCAUCUGAAGAUGAAAUACUCUCCCUGACAGGUCCACUCUGUGUACCCCUUCACUUUGUGCAUUUAUGUAUCUGUGCCAGAAGUCUAGAGUUGUGCUGAGGGGCCGUUCGCGGGUGUGUGAACGAGUGUGGGGACCAACGCAGGUCUCUGUGCAGAACCCCAGAGCUCUGAAGAAUUGCCAACCCAACGGGAAAGUGAAAAAGACUCAGGAUGUCACAGUCUGUUACCUGAGGUGUGACAGAAUAGAUUACUUCCGAAAAGGAAUUGAGAAAUUGAUUGUUUAAUCUGCAGUGGUGAAGUGGAGGUAAACCGUAGCUGCACUUCUUCAGCAGGCACUCGGACCAGAGAAGGGUUCUGCGGAAAGGGUUUGCUGAUUACUGCCUUGGUGUGGGUCAGCAAGCAAACGUCUUCUUCCUGGCUUCCGUGCUGCUGGCGAAGCCUGAAACCAGGUGCUCUGCUGUUGCUCUUAGGUCAUCAGAAUUCUGCUUUCUGAAGUCUGUGUUUUAAUCUUCGAAUCUAGAAAUCUUGUGGGUGGUAGUGUAUUAAGCAAGAAAAGAAGGCGGUUUGAUUUCAUUUCUCAUGCUUGAUGGAACCUGUUAGUAUAAAAGUCAUGUUUUGACCUGUGAACAGAGCAGAUCUGAAGGGCGCGUUGUUGAUGUAGUAUAAAUGUUCCAUUUGAAGCUGCCAGUUUCUUCAAGCUGCUUUUCUGAAGAAAGAAAAAAAAAGCGAUAGGUUGACAGCCAGCCAGAAAAAUAGCAAUUUCUAGGGUGCUGUCAUUCACCCCAGGCCGUGGUGGGAGACGGAAUCCAGAGUGGUUCCAAUCAAGGGGAAGGUCGGCUUUAACUUUCUGUAGAAGCCAGGGGAUUCAGGCUGCUGUUAACGUCAUUUAAAAUGAAACUUUGAACCAGAACAUUCAUGAGAGAUACAAUCAGACAUUGUAAAUCUCUUGAACCCUCUAGUCUUUUGAGUAUAAUAUACAUCAGGAAGUUUUGUGAGGUUUAAAAUUUUAGUUUUAAAUGCCUAAUUAGGAGACUAGAGCAUUUCUUUCCAAGUAUUUUGAUUUAUUGGCUGAGUACAUAUGUGUGUUUAUAUACUGAUGUAUGGCCUGAGUGUAUGUGUGUGUGCGUGUGUGUGUGUGUGUGUGUGUGUAUACACACACAAACAAUAAAUCUGUUUUUCAGAGGGAACAUACUAUUCAUCCUCUAGGAUGGCUCCUAGGCUAUUUUAUACUAAAACUUAAAAAAAAUUGGCGCACUUUGCAAUUGCCACUUUUUAAACAUUUAUGCCUUGCACAUUUCAGUUUUCUAAAAUGUAUAAAAUCAUAGGCCUUAAAGACCAGUUGCUUGCCAGCGUUUUAGGACCUCGGCGCCACAUGCAACGGACGCUGAGCAGCGUCAUCUUCAGCUCUUCGGUUCGUGUCUUACGGGGCAGUUGAGGGUGUCCCUUCUGAAGGUUUCUGCAUUUACUUUGCUUUUGUGUAGAACGCUUACCACGUUGGGUUCUAAGUUUCUCAGAGGAGAGGUGUAUGUGAGAAGCAGUGUUUCUGGAACACUGAUUCGACCGUGGAUUGAUGUGACAGUGAAGGGAUUAUUCUGGCACUGCAGCCUGAUUUAUCCUCUUGAACUGAUACAAGUAUCAGCAGAAACCUCAGAGCAUCUUGGGCCGAAUACUCUCCACCUUGCCUUGCGUUCCAUCUCAUCAGAGCCCGUGCUGGUCUUGUCCCUUCUGGGAUUCUGAGCCAUGCUAGGACAGGCCUGGGACCUUCUGGACGUGCGUGGGUGGGGGUGGCGGUGCCCCGUGGCUGGGCUGGAGUUCUAGCCACGGAAACAUUCAAGUACAUGCCUAGAGUUCAGGGGGGGGAAUGCCAUCUGUCGGUAUCAAAUCACUUGGCACUUUGGGGGGCGCCAUUGUUAGCACUGUUUCAUUUUUAAUAACUGGAAGCACUUAAUGAUUAUUUUGUUAGUUUACUUUCAGCUUAUGGAUAUUGAGGGUCAGGGAAGUAAGGUUUAUUUCUCACUUAUGUUUUCUGGAACUUAAGACUAUUUGAAGGAAGGGGUAAGGGGUUACCCGAGGAGCCUUUCUUCUGGCUCUGUGAGGUAGACCCUUUUGGCGAGGAUGUUUUAGAAUAAUUAACAAGCUUUAAUAUUCCGCUUUGCAGAAAUGUAUGACUUUUAAUGAUCUACAGUUGAUGUAUUAUACCCAGCUUUGUAAACUGUCCAAUUUUAAGUUUCUUUUCUGUAUAAUCGCUGUUGUUUAUGUCUGUUAUGUAGGGGACACAGUUCCUUUUAAGACAUUUCAUAUUUUUUGUUUUGGGGGCAGUAGUACCAAUGGCCUUUGUGUGUACAGAGCAGUCAUUGCUUAUGUGAUAAAGGAGCAUGUUUGAUAAACUUCCCUGCUCAGCAUCAGUGAAAUUAACAUGCAUGUAAGUAAAGAUAGAAAUCAAUACAAUUAACUUUUGAUUACUUAGGGCCUGUUGAUUCAGUUUGGCCCUUCAGCCUUCUCUAAUUAUAGUCCUGUCUGUUUCCUCACUUUUGCCUUCUAGCAGUUUAAUUUAUCCUUGUGGGUAGGGAAGAUUAAGUGCAAAACUCAGACCUGUCAUUUUGCUACAGGUUAGCUUUGGUUUGAGGCAAUAAAAUUUUUGACUAAAAUUAGUUUUUUUAAAUUAUGCCCUUUAUGCACCAAAUAAUCAAGUUGGCUAAAAGUAAAAAGUGUAUAACAAACAACUUUUUUAUGAGUCCUACUGGACCUUCAGGUGUGGACAUUACUUGAAAAUUAAAAGCUGUUUUUUAAAUAAUAAACUUGUUGUCUCAUGCACCCAACCUGUAACUCAGAGGGCAAGCCUGCCGCGGUGCAGACACAGAAAAGACACGUUUUUGGGCUGGCGUGUCAGUGUUGGGAUGCGUGGUGACGGGAACCUGCCAGGGUGCUUUCCAUAAACCUAGAUCGGCUCUGCUGAGAAGACAGUUACUUCAUUUUUGAUUUCCUCUCGUUUAUUUUUUGAAAUCUGUCUCAUAAUAUCCAUUAUCCACCAUUUUUAUAAACAGAAUGCUUAUCUAUAAAAUGCAAGUGCAUACCUACCCAAAGGAAAGAAUAACUGUUAAAGUAACUUAAUUUCAUUGUAAUUUACAUUAGGGAGACUUACAAAGGUUUAGAGUCACUGUUUUCUUCUUUUUUCCAAAAAAGCUAUUAAAAAGAUGGUAACUGCUAACAUGGAUUAAAAUCGCAUUAAUUUUAUUGUGACCAAGAGAGACUGCCAUCUCUCCCGGCCAGGCAGUCUGACCUGACGAACCUGCUGGGAAACAAAGGGAUGUUGCUUUAGAGUUGACGAGCAUGACUGUGGCUGGGGUCCUGAGUUCUGUUCAUUUGCGACAAGAAACUUCACACCAGGUUUAGGUGGGGGAGGGGGCUGGUGCACCAGCACCGUGAGAGCUUUAUAAUGUGCUGCUUUUCAAAGACAAAAAGUGUUCCUUCCGACAUGGUAACGGUUGCCCUGAAUAACUAAUCAGGUGAUCUUUUUUUCUAUUGCUUUGAAUUUUAUGCAAAGAUUUUUUAAAAAAUUCUGAAAUGGUGAUAUGCAUCUUAUUAGAAAGAUGAUACAUUAAAAAAUAUUUUAUGUAAGAACUGACAGGAAUUUGCUUUGUAUAAUGGCUAGCUAGCUUUAAGAAAGCACUGUAGAAAAUUUAUUAAAGUCCAAAAUUAUAUAGAUAUGUUAAUAGAUAUAUGUGCAACUAGAUAUGGACAAUUGUAUUUUUUUAAAUAAAUAUUUUUAACAAAA